This is a messenger RNA of Peromyscus eremicus (cactus mouse), 1493 nucleotides long. Its product is annotated as transmembrane protease serine 11A-like. Gene Ontology annotation, biological process: proteolysis. Lineage: Eukaryota; Metazoa; Chordata; Mammalia; Rodentia; Cricetidae. Gene Ontology annotation, cellular component: plasma membrane; extracellular region. Gene Ontology annotation, molecular function: serine-type endopeptidase activity. The record is from RefSeq and is a predicted model, not a curated record. The coding region runs from base 1 to 1308 and encodes 435 amino acids. The transcript has 10 exons.
AUGUCUUCUGCUCCUUCAGAGAAGCGGGAGGAUCCAAGAAGCAGUGGAACAAAAGCUGAUGAGAAAGUGGCAGGAUGUGGCACCCAGAGCAGAGAUCUGAAACCAUGGAUAACUGCCCUUCUCACGGUGCUCUCCCUGAUGAUGGUGGCAGUGACCAUUGGACUUCUGGCUCACGUCUUAGUCUCUGGCCAGAAAAUGGAAUAUUAUCAAGGGACCAUUACAAUUUCAGAUAUUCAAGCCAUUAGCAAUUCAGGACGAAAGAGCUCAAAUGAACUGAAGGACUUACAGGAGGUGAAUGAAAAUUUGGUAGAUGAAAUAUUUAUAGAUUCAGCCUUGAACAAGCACCACGUCAAAAACCACAUAGCCAGACUAACUCCAGAAGAAGAUGAUGCCAAAGCAGAUAUUGUUAUGGUGCUCCAGUCCCCCUCUACUGGGCAAAGGACCAUGGGAGAAAAGAACCACAGCAUCUUAAACCAUAAGAUAAGGAACCCGAGAGCCUUGCCAGCUAGUGUCUCAUUAGUUCAAGUAAAUGCGAUGUGUUCAUCAUCAGGGAAAAUAACUUUCCAAAUGUAUUGUGGCAAACGAGCUAUCCCAUUAAUUGCCAACAGAAUAGUAUCUGGAAACCCUGCAGCUAGGGGUGCCUGGCCUUGGCAAGUUUCUCUUCAGCGCAGCAACAUCCAUCAGUGUGGGGGCACCUUAAUUGGUAACAUGUGGGUCGUCACUGCAGCACACUGUUUUAGAACUAAUGCAAACCCACGUCAAUGGACUCUUAGCUUUGGAACAACAAUAAACCCUCCCUUAAUGAAAAGAGAUGUCCGAAGAAUUAUUAUGCAUGAGAGGUAUCGGCCCCCAGCAAGAGACCAUGACAUUGCUCUUGUGCAGUUUUCUCCAAAAGUCACCUAUUCAGAUGAAGUACGCCGAAUUUGUUUGCCAGAAGCCUCUGCGUCAUUUCCGCCAAAUUCAACUUUCUUCAUCACAGGAUUUGGAGCACUUUACUAUACUGGGGAAUCCCAAAAUGAGCUCCGGGAAGCCCGAGUAGAGCUCAUAAGCAAUGACGUCUGCAAACAACCACAGGUGUAUGGCAACGACAUAAAGCGUGGGAUGUUCUGUGCUGGAUAUCUGGAAGGAAAGUACGAUGCCUGCAGGGGUGAUUCUGGGGGACCAUUGGUUGUAAAAGACAAUAAAGACACGUGGUAUCUCCUUGGAAUUGUGAGCUGGGGAGAUAAUUGUGGUCAAAAGAACAAACCUGGAGUCUACACACAAGUGACUUAUUACCGACACUGGAUUGCUUCAAGAACAGGUCUCUAAGUUGCUACAGAUGCUAAACAAAACAGCAGCAUACAGGUCAUAUGUAUAUAAGAGUUCAGACAUUCAUUUGGUGGCAUUGGUACAAUGAAGCAAGAUUAAGUAGCUGGACCUAGCAACAUGGAAUGUGUGACUUAUUUCAGAAUCACUUACUUGUGAAGUGAUGGGUUAUUUUAUCACUGAGAAAA